AAUCAACCCCGUGUAAAUGACGGGUUGAAUACCACUGGCCAGCUUCGGGUACUUAAGCAGUUUUCUCCGAGCUCAUAAUCAGUUCUGAGCACGCGACCCUUGGCGUAUAACAGGCAAGAGCAAUUUGAUACCCGGAGUAACAGCUCAGCAAAUCUUUGGUGUGCGUAAUAGACGUAUCGUUUUUCAUGCCCGCAUUAAGUUUGACAGAAUCAUCGACGCGGUUUUAUACGUUUUUCUUUUUUUUCGUUCAAGAAAUCCAUGAAAGAAACAAAUCAGUCAAGUGAGCAAAUGAUUAAUCGACAGCCAAGAAACGAGAAAUAACUUCAUUGUCAAAUUUUUACUGAUAAUAGACAGCGAAUGGAUGGCGAGGCGCGGCGGUAAUGUGGAAAACAUCGAAUGGAGCUGCAGGACAGGAUUACCUCAAAAUGCCGCAUGGAAAUCUGCAAAGCCGUCACUCGUUCAAAUCGAGUCUUUCGGUGGAGAUUUUUUUUUCGGAAGAGACGAUUCAACAAAAGCUGACGCUAUAGCCAUCGAUGUAAUGCCACAGAAUAAGUGGAGAGAAGACCAAAACCGAUUCCAUCUUGCGAUUGGGCCCAUUCUCUUGAUGGCCCAAUGUUUCGCCGUCUUACCUGUCUCUGGCGUUCGGUCUCCAGACUCUUCUGAUUUAAAAUUCACCUGGAAAAGUCCUAAGAUCUUAUAUUUCAUCAUUUCGUUCACGGGUGCGAUUAUACUCACAGUCUGCAGUAUCGUUCGAGUGUCGCAUUCCGGGAUAACAGCAACGAAGACAACCAAUAUUGUCUUCUUUGGGGCUGCCUGCAUUACAAUGGCGUUAUUUCUGAGACUCGCCACGCGGUGGCCAUGUCUUAUACGCUUCUGGGAAAAGGUGGAAAACGAAAUGAUCAUUUAUCCAACGCCAUCGACGAGAAUGCAACUGAAGACCAGACUUGCUCUCAUGGCUGGUGUCACCAUAACCAUAGCCUUAGUCGAGCAUGUGCUGUCGAUUAUUGCCGGUUAUGCGAGUGCCUUAGAGUGCGCUGCUCUCCGAAAGGAUACAGACAUUGUUGCGACAUAUUUUCAGUCGCAAUUUCCUCAGGUCUUCGAUUUGACGCCUUACAAUUGGUGGAAGGGUGUUCUGGUCCAAUGCUUAAACAUUAUCAGCACCUUUUCCUGGAAUUUUAUGGACCUUUUCCUGAUGUUGGUAAGCUUCGCUUUGGCUUCUCGAUUUCGCCAGAUGAACCAUCACCUUUAUGCCACCAGAGGAAAGGCAAUGCCUGACUGGUGGUGGGCCGAGGCCAGAGAAAACUACAAUCGUCUAGCCAAUCUCACGCGGCGAGUCGACUCCAACAUUUCCGACAUCGUUCUGCUGUCAUUUGCCACCAAUCUUUAUUUCAUCUGUAUCCAACUUCUGAAUUCUCUCAAACCGAGGCACGGUACUCCGCAAACACUCUACACCAGCUUCUCCUUCGGUUUUCUACUCGCCAGGACCGCAGCUGUCUCUUUGUACGCUGCAGCCGUUAAUGAUGAGUCUCUUCGACCGUCUCCAAUCCUCUACAGCGUUUCCACAACUAGUUACUCCAUCGAGGUUCAGAGGUUUUUGACUCAAAUUACCACGGACCGGAUCGGUCUAACUGGCCUGAACUUCUUCGCGAUCACGCGAGGGCUUAUUCUGACAGUGGCUGGCACGAUAGUCACCUACGAACUGGUUCUGGUUCAGUUCAAUGCAAUGCAGAACGCCAAUUCAACGAUCGUGAACAUCACUGAAGCUUGCGAAGUCAAGUAGCUUCUUUUUUAAACCGUAGAAUUGCUUCUACCUAUCUCUCCACCGCAGUGUAGAGUUGGUAUACAUUUAUACCAAAUCUGUAUUUCAGCACUUCUACAUACAUGAAAAGAAUUUUUCUCAUUUACGUUACACUCUUUCUUGAUUGGUCCUGAUUUCCGAAUGUUUGUAACAACUUCAUUCCCUGCUAUAUGUAUAGGCAUGUACAUAUAAUCUGUGAUUAAUUUGUAUAUUCACUUAUCCGCCCAACGUUGAAUGUAUCACUAAUUGUGGUGUAUGUGUAUAAGUAAUUUGUGCUUUGCCAACUAUAAUUUUUUACUGCAAAAUCUUAAUUUCCUUAUUUCUUCAAUCUAAUUAAGGUAUACGAGGCAGUCUUAAGCCAGUGCCGCACAUCCUUUCUAGAAACCAUUCUAUUCAUCUACUACUUGGGGAACUGUAGAGACCCUUUAAUCAGAGUCAUGCCGCCGCAUGACCUGUUUUUAUUGGCUAUUCGUAUUCGAUAACUAAUGGCAGACUUUGAUGGCUGAACCAUUGAACAACCAAAAAGUGCGUGGACGUAAACAUGCUCUAACCUACCCAUUGGUCCUUCGUGCCUCUUGUCAUCAGGGUGAUUGCGAUAAUCUUUUUGUUCCAAACGUCAUAGUUUGUUGCAUGAAAAUAUGUUAGUACUCCAUAGUGGGGUCUGGUUCAAAAUGAAUACGUCACAUAUUGUAUAUCACUCAAUCGUUAUUUGAAACUCAAGUUACGUUAGUUUCACUAAGCAUUCAUGUGACAACUAUAUCUCAGGAUUAUAAUUCUAUUUAUUUGUAAUAUCACAAAAAACGUUUCAUUUCAUCUACUCCGGGGCUGGAUGAGGAUGGAAUUUUGAGCUGGUGAGGCUCCACCUCCUUUUAUUUCUACUAGUUCGAGUCGCAAUAAUAAUGCGUGAUUAACGAUAAGGGGAUCAAGAUUACGCAAUUUCACUUUUCACAUGUCCCACCAUCCAAGCAUGCUGAUUAGUUGACUAAACUUUGCAAACGGAUCAGAAUGCCUCGGUGGUAGGAAAUGUGACAAGAGAAAUUACGUAAUCUCGAUCCUGGUGUACUUCCACAUCUGUUUACGUCCACACUUAUAGCACACGUGCGAAAUUCGCUCGAUAUUCACACACUGUUCUUGUGACGCGGCGAGUACGAAUAUGUGGAGUCGGAGCUCCUCCAACAUCCAACAGCAGAGAAGAUUCACCCUGUACAUUUCAUGCGCUGUCUUUUACGUCACACCGUUUUCAACUGUGAUUCGAAUAGUGCGCUAAACUUUUAAUAACUAAUGUCAGCGUGUUGGCACGUCCUUACGGCACAAUUCUUCCUGGUAAAAAUUCUGGAUUCGUGUAUCGGUCUGGUCUCUAUACGGACAUAUUCGAACCCUUACCUUUUUGUUCGGUCUACGUCUGGACCUAUCCAUAAACUUAUUUAUGCGCAUAGGAUUCGAAUAGGUCCGGAAAUAAAUGUGACGGGAAACAAACACCGCAUAGUAUGCCGGAUGUUUCCGCGUAGGCACGGAUGCACCUAUCCAACAUCAUCUACGGUUUUUGUUUCCGGUUUUUAUUCCAGACCUAUUCGAAUCCUAUGCGUAUAGAUAAAUUUAUGUAUAGGUCGAGAUGCAGACCGAAUGAAGAGGAUAGGAUCAGAAUAGAGAUCCGAAUAGCUCCCGAUUCACCUGUCUGGCAUUUUUUGCAGAGCUCAUCACGGACUUUGUUAAAAAAAGCUCUGAUAAAAGUGAUUUUAUGGUAGUUAAAUUCAGAAACCACCAUCUUGUGGCGGAGCAUUUUUCGCCUCUCUGUUACUCUGGAUCAAUUCAAUAUCACAAAAUAAGAGUCCAACAGCUUACACGCAAAAAAAAUGUUAUGUAGAUUUUAUAUCUCCUGUAGUGAAUAUAUAAACAACAUUUUGUUGGAGUCGAAUCUACAUCAAUUGUGGUAAAUCUACCCGUGCAUAUUGUAACUCUUACCAUUGAUUUUGUAACUCUUAUUAUCGGAAUUGUAAAUCGUGCCACAAUUGCUGAAGAUUUAACUCUAAAAAAAAUGCUUUCCAUAUAUUCACCACAGGAUAUGUAAAAUCUACGAUAUUUUUCUUUCCACGCACGGUGUUUUCUGUCCCUUUCUUACAGUAAAAUCAAUUCAAAACGAUCAGCUGAUCAUUCCAAUGCACAGGUUAAGGAUCCUUCUAAUAAUAUCUAUAUACUCUUUUUCCCUCUAAUACCCAAUGCAUCGCCUCAAUCUAACUUACUCUUCGUUAAGUUAAACAUCAAUGCAAAAUUUAAUUGUUAAGUAUGACAUACCUAUGGUGUAUGCAGGCAUGUGUAAACAGAGGAAAAUUUCUGUACUUCUACCCAAAUAAAUCAAUUCUGCUUUAACAAUUAAACAGAGCAUACUCUCUCUUAAACAUUUUAUACAGGUACUUCUAUUUUGAGGUUACUUUACUUCCACUUCCUUCUAUCAAGCACCGGCAUCAUCGUUUCAGACAUAAAAAUUGAUUUA
Neodiprion virginianus is the source of this 4289-nucleotide messenger RNA. Its product is annotated as gustatory receptor 5a for trehalose-like. Gene Ontology annotation, biological process: detection of chemical stimulus involved in sensory perception of taste; sensory perception of sweet taste. Gene Ontology annotation, molecular function: sweet taste receptor activity. Gene Ontology annotation, cellular component: membrane. The record is from RefSeq and is a predicted model, not a curated record. Bases 362 to 1780 code for a protein of 472 amino acids. The transcript is spliced from 11 exons. NCBI's taxonomy places the organism in Eukaryota, Metazoa, Arthropoda, Insecta, Hymenoptera, Diprionidae.